Messenger RNA from Coccinella septempunctata (seven-spotted ladybird), 1589 nucleotides. RefSeq lists its product as uncharacterized. Bases 458 to 1516 code for a protein of 352 amino acids. The record is from RefSeq and is a predicted model, not a curated record. Lineage: Eukaryota; Metazoa; Arthropoda; Insecta; Coleoptera; Coccinellidae. The transcript is spliced from 3 exons.
UUCCAAGAUUUCACCAAAUUCUCUCAACAUUUUCUGUAAAAAUCGAUGAGAUGUAGUUUCAAGCAGAAUGCGCAUCUACACAUUAGCCUCUAGCACUAAAAAUUGUUAUCGGAAACUUUCCAUAUUUGUCAAGGAUGUUAGAUAAUUCUUUCUGAAUACUGUAGAAUACUGGGACCAAAAAGAACGACUUUCUGUAAAUUUGAUACAUAUAUUCAGGUAAACCUGAAACGUUGAUACUACAACUGAUUUGGUUAUUCAAGCUUGAAAUAAAACGAUAUUUUCUCCAAAUCGAUGCAUUCAUUCAGGGGCCAUAGAGUUCGAAUAUCCCUCUCCAACGAUCUAAAAUAUCCCACCUCCUUUUCCAAAGGCAAAACUCACGGCCGAACAGAUAGAAGCCAUCUCUUACUUCCUGGAGGAUAACCAGAACCUCUACCUGCCGGCGAAAUCGUUGGAGCACAUGUAUGAGGGUGACUCGCAAAUCAUGGUUGUCAAGGCUAGUCACGGUACUGCCGACAGAGAGGACCCUGUAUCAGUCAGAAUCCUGGAACUUCUGUACGGUGACAUGAAGCAGCCACCCGGUGACGCAGACUGCCCUUAUCAGAAAUUGAUCAAGUAUCCUACGGUGGAGAUGGAAAACGUGCUGUCUGGGCCGAAUUUGGCUUCUUCGCAGAUAAUGGAAGAACAGGCCAUCGAGGGGAACAGACAAUCCAAGUUGGCGGUGCCGACUCCUGAGCCACAGGAGAAAAAUCCUUCCGAAGGCAGCGAGGGGGAAGAUGGGGAAGGUGAAGAGGAAAAUUAUUUGAUAGGUAUAUGGGCACCGCCCACCAGAAGGAUAUUGUCGAGUUGCUUCAAGAUACUAUUCCCCAGAAUGGCGGCGCCACUUCUAAUACCUGAGCCCCCACCCAGACCCCCAUACAUAAGCGUCUGUUUCCCCAUAGACAAGAGGGCCAAAGUACAGGAUAUGAUGACCGAAUGGGAGACCGAAAUAGAAAGAUACGGCAUCUUCACCAGUUAUUCUCCAGAAGAGGCCAAGCUGGUAGCGAAGUCUUUUAAGAAGUUCGACAAGGCCGACGUACAGAAAGACGGAAACGAAAAAAUAGUGAUACAACUGGCACGAAGAAGGAGCGAGUGUCUUCUGGCCUUCGCUUGCGAAAUUCCGGCCUACAUGAGUCCGAACGUGUACCAAGGAAAAAGGGAGUGCAAGCUGUUCUUUCCGGAAGGAUACGAUGAGCCACUCGAGCAGGAGAUCGAGGAAGAAGAAGAGGAAGGAGAAGAAGGGGAAGGAGGUGAACUUGAGGAAGGGGAGCGCGAGGAGGGAGGCUCUUUCGUGUAUGAUGAUGAAAAUAAACCAAAAAUAACGGAGAAUGUUAACGACACAGCUCCAGCGAGUAUAUCUGCUGAUGUUUCCUCGUCUGUGGAACCUUCGAUGGGAGAUGGUGGUACUGAGGCUAGCGUUCAUACCGAGGCCAGCGUUCAUACUGAGGCUGCUACUGAAGAUGAAUCUUUGGAUGUUUGAUAUUUUCAUUUUGAAUUCAGUAAUUUGCUUUCCUUAUUGUAAUGAACUCGUUUGUUUGAUUAAAUAAGCUUAU